Molecule: messenger RNA, 3037 nt
Organism: Helicoverpa zea (corn earworm)
Lineage: Eukaryota; Metazoa; Arthropoda; Insecta; Lepidoptera; Noctuidae
Product: monocarboxylate transporter 9-like
Exons: 8
Coding region: 46-1698 (550 amino acids)
Biological process (GO): monocarboxylic acid transport; transmembrane transport
Molecular function (GO): monocarboxylic acid transmembrane transporter activity
Source: RefSeq, a predicted model, not a curated record
CCGCUGCUGAGGUGUUGUACGGGGAGAAAGAAGGUUGUAGUGACAAUGAGUGUGAAGGAAAAAAAUGUUGAGUUCGGGGAUGUGGAUAAGUACGAGUAUGUACCCCCUGAGGGUGGAUGGGGGUAUAUGGUGUGCAUCGGACUGUCUGUUAUAUUUAUUGCAGGCACAGCCCACCAGCCAGUAUUCGGCUUCAUAUAUAACGACUUUUUAGACGAAUUGGGAGUAGGCACAGCGGCAGUAACUUUAGUUUUCGGUGUAUUUCAAGUCACAUUAGCUAUUGCUGGAUUCUCAGCAAACAUAGCGUUAAAGAAACUAUCAUUAAGACAAGUGGGUCUAAUAGGGGCCUUCAUAUACACACUAGCGUCAUUCCUAGCCAUAUUCGUAGUAUCUACGACACAGCUGAUCAUAACAAAUGGCUUCCUACACGGCCUGGGCAUGGGGCUACUCAUACCUGUCUCCUACACAAGCUUCAACAGCUACUUCACAAAGAAAAAAGUGCUCUAUCUCAGUCUAUGUAAGGCUUCUAUUGGAAUGAUAACGAUGUUCUACCCGUUGUUUAUCAAGUUCACGAUAACUGAGUACGGGUUUAGGGGGACUCUAGCGAUUCUUUGUGCAAUAUCAGCACAUAGUAUAUUUGGAGCUUUGGUCAUGCACCCUGUGAAAUGGCACAUGGUGAAGCAACCAAAACCCUGCGAGAAAAUUGUUUUAAUACCACCAACACCAGCCAAAGAAGAUAACAAAGACAAAUUCGAUUUCACGAAAACGCUACCAAAAAUCGAUUCAUCAGAAAACGCGAGAUCUGUCGAGAAUCUGUACCGAAUCAAUCGAUUAGAAAAUCCUCAGAAAGGAGCAGAAUUACUAUUUGUGUCGAAAUUAAGCGAUUCCAGGCGAUUGAGCAUACCAGUUGUCUUGAUCCCGGCAGACGGGAAGAUAGAUAGUAAAUUCGAUUCGAGCGAUCAUGUGUAUCGAGAGAAUUUGUACAAGGCCGCUUCGGUAUCGAGUUUGGGUAACUUCGGGAAUAUUGCUGCGGAACCUAUGCCGAUUAUAAAAAAUAAGGAAGGGAAAUGGCAAACCGUAGCGGAAUUUCUGGAUUUAUCCCUUCUAAAGGACUUAGUCUACGUUAAUAUUAUAUUUGGACUGGCAUUAACUUUCUUUUCUGACCUCACAUUUUUUACUCUGGAACCAUUAUUUUUGGACAAAAAACAUCUAAGCAAGGCCGAGAUAGCGAAUAUAAUUGCGGUGGGUGGCGCUAUGGAUAUGUCAGCGCGACUCUUCCUGGGCGUGGCGGGACAAUUCUUCAGGAUGAACAGUCGCUAUAUGUUCUUCUGCGGCGCCUUUUUCACGGCACUGUUUAGAUUUAUAUUCAUCCAAUUCAGCACCUACACACCACUGCUCAUCCUUACCGGUAUACUGGGUUCCUUGAGGUCACUGGUCCAUAUAGCCCAGCCCAUAGUGGUUGCCGAGCACGUACCCAUAGAGAGGUAUCCACCAGCGUAUGGGUUAUACAUGCUGUUGGCCGGAGGGAUCAGUUUGAGUGUUGGACCUAUGAUAGGUUUCGUCCGAGAUUACACGGGCAGUUAUGCCAUAGCCUUCAACAUGAUAACUAUGUGCAAUCUCUUCUGCGUCAUUCCCUGGGCAAUUGAAGCCAUCGCCAAGUACAGAAAAAACAAGAACUCAACCAACGCAUUAAAGACAUGAACCUUUAAGUUAUCAGCUUUAAUCAUUCGAGUUCGACCUUUUCUUUAAAGGAUUUGAACCCACCGUGUAUCGAUACUGAGGUAAUGGCGGGUCCAUACUACACCAACUUCACAUAGACUUUCAUAGAAUUUAGUCUGAGCAACAAAUCGGUGCGUACAAAAGUCUGAGCCAAUGAUAAGUCUGCACAAGCAUCUUGUCAUCAUAUUUUCACUCAGACUUCAGAUGUUUACACAGAUUUUACAUUUUCACUUUAAGUUCGUACGGAUAUUUGUGCAAACUUGAACCUCGGUAUCGUGUGGACCCCACCUUAAUAUUCGAUUUCCAAAUAUAUUGACUUGUAUCAGGUCCUUUUAGAACAUCCCUAGUGAAAGUAUUUAAUAAUUUUAGAUGUCAUGAAGAAGUAUUUAAACGUUAUUUUUUAGGAAGUAGUUGUUUGAUCAAAGAUUAGCUAAAAGCGGUGAAUCGAGUUGUAAAUAUUUUCUAAUGUUACAGAUACUCAUUGUUAUAAGACGUGUAUUGAGUCUGUUGAACAUUUUAGUUUAUAAGUUUAGAUAUAGAACUUACUAUUAAAAAAACAAGUUGCCAUAUUGGUCGCUAAUUGAAAAGACCUGCAUUUGGCUUUUAUUGAAGAUUUUAAAAUCAAUGAAAGCACUAGUUAAGAUAUGACUAAUUAUAAGUCUUAGGCAAAUAUGUACUUAGUUGCUAUUUCUGAAGGCUUUUUACGUCGUAGUUUUAGUUAUUAAUCAGUCAAAAUAAUUUGUAGCAAUAAGACCUAUUUUAGUUGUAAUUAAAGCCACAAAAUUAAUAUAUUCAAUGAGAGGCCUACGUUCAAUAGUAAGUACUAAUAAGUAAUUAGUUUAAUUUACCUACCUAUUUUUUAAGUGUACAUAAUGUAUUAUAUUUUAAUUCCUACUAAUAUUAUGAUUGUAAAAAUAAAAUAGUCUGUAAGUUUGUUGUGCUUUAUGCAGGUAGUAGUUAGAUCCUAAAAAAAGUCAUAUUAUAAACCUUUGAUAUAGGUACGAAUGCGACACGUGGUUUUUUGGGAUGCAAGUGAAACCGUGAGGAAGAGUUGGUUAGCUAUAAAUAUGCCUUUAAUCUUGCCACUAUUGUUGUUCAGGCCUCUCCAAAGUCAAAAGGCCAUAGUCUAUCACACGGUCCCAGUUAAUUAUUGGUAGACUGUCAUUUAGCUGUACUAUGUCAAAGUAUAUAUUUUAGUCUGUACCUUUGAUUGUGCUGUGAAGAUUAAAAUCACUGGGACCUGUGAAUAUUGUACAUUGAAAUAUAUAAUGGCUGUGUCAUAGUGAAACUGUUGAUGAAUUAAAUAGUUUUUUUACACUAA